This is a messenger RNA of Pocillopora verrucosa, 606 nucleotides long. RefSeq lists its product as uncharacterized. The record is from RefSeq and is a predicted model, not a curated record. Lineage: Eukaryota; Metazoa; Cnidaria; Anthozoa; Scleractinia; Pocilloporidae.
GAUACAGGGAAAUUCAUGAGAUUCCGCAGGCAUGCGUUUCUGAUGCCAUUACGGAGGAGCCGCCUCAAGCUUAAACAUGAGACAAAGUUGCAAAAGGAAUAUUUUGAAAAGAAACGGCAGCUUAAGAGCAACACCAACACAGCAAUAUCCCAGAGGGUUAGUAAAGCAACAGCUCGAGCAAGCCAAGAUCUCCUUAGUCUGGAAGUGAUCAUGGCAGCUCACAGGGAGAAGAAGAAGCAGAAAAAAGAUAAAAGAGGCCGCACCUCAGAGACCAUUGGUCAUACCACCUUCAAGAAAUCUAGUCAAGCACCAUACUUCAGAGAAAGUUCAUUGAAGCAGCCACAGCACAUAUUUCCAGAGCUCUCUCCCAUCAGACCAAAGGUGUCAGCUGUAAAUCUUGAAAAGAGUGGGCAAGGCAUUCACCUUCACUCAGAUUUAGAAAAUCAAGAGUGUAUCUUCAGCAGAAGGCCUUUAUCAACUUUAUGCACUGAUGGAUGUGAAUCAAAAUCUGACAGACAAAUAAUAACAGACCACGAAGGAAAGUUUUGUUUAAAGGAAAAUGCAUUUCCUCUUGAUCAAACACAUCAAACAUUCUGAAGUUGAAUU